UAUUUUAAGGAUCGGCAGAAGCUUCUCCACUGAUAGACAACACAGAGUUUCCACUUUAUCUCUAGAGAAUGGGAAGCCAAAGAUUCAGCUUUAUUUGUCGGUCAGCUCAAGAGUCAAGGAUGUGGAUGUUGGUCUUUCUGAGUGCUGCGCUUGGGGCAUUGGGGUCAGAGGGUCGGCCCUCUGGAGCAGCUCAGCUUCAGGCCCUUCACUGCCCGUCCUGCGACCAGGUACACUGCUCCUCUCAGCGGGCGCUGAAGCUCCAGUGCAAAGGUGGUGUCACUACAGGUGUCUGUGGCUGCUGCCCCGUGUGUGCCAGAACAGAAGGGGAGACCUGUGGAGGGAUGUGGGACUAUUUGGGGAACUGUGAUGAGGGGCUGGUUUGUGUUUACCAGGACGCAGCGUCUGAUAAACCAGAUGCAGAGCGCAAAGGGAUCUGUAAAGCAGUGAUCAAGCCACAGGAUCCAGACAGCUGCCACCCAGAGUGCACCAAGGAAUACUGUCAGGCUAACCCGUCUGAAGUCUGCUCUGCCAGGUUUGUGUCUCUGGAGAAGAAAGCGUGCCAGGGCUCUUGCCAGCACACCUCCUGUUCAAGCUGUUUGCUGCUGAAACCUCCAUCCUGCCCACAGACCUGCACCUCCUCCGAUUCUGCCUGUCUGCGCCGCUUCGGGAAGUGUGUGCACAAUCACCUGUCAGCACCUCAAAGUCCUGUGUGCAACCACAAUCUGCAGACUCAUCCUGAGGGGCAUUUUGUGUGCUUGGUCCCUGACUGUCCAAACUCAACCAAGUGA
This is a messenger RNA of Scomber japonicus (chub mackerel), 788 nucleotides long. Its product is annotated as IGFBP domain-containing protein. Gene Ontology annotation, biological process: regulation of signal transduction; regulation of cell growth. Gene Ontology annotation, cellular component: extracellular region. Gene Ontology annotation, molecular function: insulin-like growth factor binding. Lineage: Eukaryota; Metazoa; Chordata; Actinopteri; Scombriformes; Scombridae. Bases 69 to 788 code for a protein of 239 amino acids. The record is from RefSeq and is a predicted model, not a curated record. The transcript is spliced from 5 exons.